Messenger RNA from Brachypodium distachyon (stiff brome), 2918 nucleotides. Its product is annotated as chaperone protein ClpB1. The coding region runs from base 1649 to 2725 and encodes 358 amino acids. NCBI's taxonomy places the organism in Eukaryota, Viridiplantae, Streptophyta, Magnoliopsida, Poales, Poaceae. The record is from RefSeq and is a predicted model, not a curated record. Gene Ontology annotation, molecular function: ATP binding; ATP hydrolysis activity. Gene Ontology annotation, biological process: cellular response to heat. The transcript is spliced from 3 exons. Gene Ontology annotation, cellular component: cytoplasm.
CGUCCGUCCGACCGUCCGUCGCUCACCUCCACGCGCACUGGAGCAAAUCACGCCCGGAGCUAAUCACGCGCUGGAAAGAUCAGGUCGCAGUUCCUCCUUCCUCCCCCGAUUCCUCUUCCUCCCCAUGGUCCUGGUGCCCCUCCCUCCCCGCGCGACACCCCCCUCCCCAUCUUCCUCCUCCCCUCCUCCCCCCCUGACGCAGGUGCCCUUCCCCGCCCGGAUCCCGCCGCGGCCUCCUCCCCCCUCCCCGCGCCGCCGCGCUGCGGCCUCGGUCUCCUCAUCGCGGCCAUGGCGCCGCCGCGCUCCUCCCGGCCGGAUCCGGCGGUCGCCGUCCUCCUCCCUCCCCCAACGCGCCGCCGUGCUCCUCCUCGUGCGCGCCACCCGGUCCUCGCCGCCUUCUAGCCUCCUCCUCGCGCGGCCCGCCGCACCGCCGCCCGGGCCUCGCCGGCGCCCGAGCUUCCCCGCGAGCCGCCAUGGCCCUCGCCGCCGUAGGCUCACCUCGCACCGCCGACCGCGCCGCCGGAAAAAAGGCCACCGCCCGGGUAAGUUUUUUUUUUCAAAUUAAAAUUAAAAGCCAAAAAUAAAACAAUAAAAAUAAAAAGCUCGACAAUGUUUACGGCGAUGGCAUCUACGGCUGCGACGGGCGGCUGAGGCUGUGCCCGGCCCUACAAACACAAGGUUUCAAAGCCACAAUUUAUUGGCAAUAGUCAGUCAGCUAUCCUAGGCUUGAACGGCCAUCCCUGUUUGUAUAUAUGCGUUCUUAAGGUCACCAAUGACCGAGAACGGUAAAGUCGAGUUGCUGAUUUAAGGGAUUAAAAGUUAUUGUCUUCAAUGCAUAAUAAGUGUCUCAAAUUUUUAGUACAAAAUUUGUACAAAGUACCAAUUUUGAGACACUUAUUGUGCAUAAUAAGUGUCUCAAAUUUUUAGUACAAAAGGUUGACAUGAAUUAUGUUAGGAGGGAAUCAAGAAUAGAGGAAACUAGAACCAAUCUCCGACCAUUAGAGAGUAGGGAUGCUUUAAAUCCAGCUAGGAAUUUGUCGCAUUUUGAAAUUAAAGAUUGGAAGGAGGAUUUGGCAAUUCGUAAGGAGACACGUGAGUCCAAGCUAGGUAAGUACGGCAAACGUAUGGAUCGCCGAUUUACUUGGACUUAUCGUAAUUGGUAAGCUUUGUUAGUGAGUGCCUAUUUAUCAAUGGCCUAAGAAAUAAUUAAUUAUUUCUCGAUCGACAAUCGUAACCAUAUUAAUCUUACACCCUCAUAAAAAAACAUUAAUCUUACACGAAUCUCAAUGAUUUGAAUCAAAAGAUUGUUAUCAUUGACAAAAAAAUAGUUAUGUCCCGGUUGUCUAAUAAGAAAUAGCAAACCCGAAUAUAAAUUAUUGUAAUCACGAGGGUAAUGUCUGGGCCGGCCGGUGGUCGUCGUUUAUGAGCGCGAGUGUAAUGCGAGCACUCCAUCGAUCUGUAACGGAAACGGAUCGUAAGCUUGGUUACACAUGUAUAUCAUGGCGAAUCCGAGUGAAUCUCGAUCGUGCUGCACGGAAACGGAUACGUACGUACUUAUCUUGCCGGUAUAUACAGUAUAUAUGUACUGUGUGUGUGCUGCCGGUCUAAACAAAAGGAAUCGAAUCGAGCAUCUUAUCUACUUCCAAAGAUGUCGUCGUCUUCGUCCCUGGGAAGCGUGGUGUUGGUGGGAGCAUCAGCCGUGGCCACCGCCGCUUUGACCUGGUCCGUGUGGACGCUCCUGGAGGACUACCUCCACGAACGCCGCGCCUCCUCCAAGAAGCCCUUGCCGGGCAGCAUCCUCAGGGCCUUGGACGCCGGCGCCCUGGACCCGGUCAUCGGCCGCGACGCCGAGAUCGACCGCGUCGUCUGCAUCCUCUGCCGCCGGACCAAGAACUGCGCCGCGCUCGUGGGCGCCGCCGGGGUCGGCAAGACGGCCAUCGUCGAGGGCCUCGCGCAGCGCAUCGCGGCCGGGAACGUCCCCGGCGCGCUCGCCGGGGCGCGCAUCAUGCAGCUCGACGUGGGAGCCAUGGUCGCCGGGACACGCCUGCGCGGCAUGUUCGAGCAGCGGUUCAAGGAAGCCAUUAGGACGGCAGAGGAGUCGGACGGCAAGAUCAUCCUGUUCGUCGACGAGAUGCACGUGCUGGUCGGCGCCGGGGACACCCGGGACGGCACCGGCGAUGCGGCCAACAUGCUCAAGCCGGCAUUGGCCCGUGGCCGCAUCCGUUGCGUCGGCGCUACCACGACCGGAGAGUACCGCAGGUACAUCGAGCCGGAUGCCGCGCUCGAGCGCCGGUUCCAGAAGGUCGCCGUCGAGCAGCCGAGCGUCGACGCCACCAUUGCCAUCCUGCAAGGGCUCAAGCAGCGGUACCAGGAUCACCAUGGGCUCAGGAUCCAGGACGACGCGCUUGUCGCUGCCGCACAGCUCGCUGGCCGCUAUAUUUUCGGUCGCCAGUUUCCUGAUAAGGCAAUUGAUCUUAUUGACGAGGCAUGCGCUACCACAAAGAUGCAAGCCGACAGACAAAAACAAGUAAAAAAUGGCCAAUGCAGCCCUAUGAUCACUGCACCAAAGGAGCUAACUGUCGGCCGGAGCCAUGUCGCACAGGUCGUGAGCCGAUGGACUAGAAUCCCUCUCACUACAAUUGAUCAAGAGGACAAGGAGAAGCUGACCCACCUAGCGAAAACAUUGCACGACCGGGUUGUUGGCCAAGAUGAGACGGGUCGUUAAACCCUAGCAGCAGCGUCGGCGGCGGCUACACUGUGUCGUUCAUAUUAAGAAUUUGUGUUAUGCAUGAGUUGCUUAAAUAUGUGUCGUUCAUAUUUUUAAAACUUUCUGAUAAAUAAAAAUUAUGUCAAAAUAUUAUUUAAGAAAAAUACAAUUAUCUUGAAAGUCAUGAAAACCAAUCAAGCAUUUGUUAAGA